AUGGGCCAUGAAGUUGGAUUUCUUUCUGAGAUAUUGUUUCUCUAUCUCUUGCAGAAAGAUGUGAUGUCACAUAGUGAGUCUGAUAUGAAAGACAUGAACGUUGAAACUCUGAAUCAUUUUGUGGAGAUUGUGGACUUUGUAGCAGUACAAACUUGUUCAGACAAGUCGAUGUUAAAGUCGAGAGCAAGAAUGCCUAGACUUCAAUUGGGGGAAAAGAAUGAUGUUGUCUCUCGUCACCUGAUUUCGUCGCUCUCCCCAUGGGCAAUUAAACAAUAA
This is a messenger RNA of Phycomyces blakesleeanus NRRL 1555(-), 276 nucleotides long. RefSeq lists its product as hypothetical. Bases 1 to 276 code for a protein of 91 amino acids. The transcript is spliced from 2 exons. The record is from RefSeq and is a predicted model, not a curated record. Lineage: Eukaryota; Fungi; Mucoromycota; Mucoromycetes; Mucorales; Phycomycetaceae.